Xyrauchen texanus (razorback sucker) is the source of this 3671-nucleotide messenger RNA. RefSeq names its product nesprin-2-like. The transcript is spliced from 13 exons. NCBI's taxonomy places the organism in Eukaryota, Metazoa, Chordata, Actinopteri, Cypriniformes, Catostomidae. The record is from RefSeq and is a predicted model, not a curated record. Gene Ontology annotation, cellular component: meiotic nuclear membrane microtubule tethering complex; nuclear envelope; membrane. Bases 834 to 2801 code for a protein of 655 amino acids.
UUUUCUUCAAAGUUUCCUUGCAAUUGAACAUGAGAUGACUUCAUAUAAAUAUGCAUUUUGCAUUGAAACCUGCAUCUUCGCAUAUGCAAACAGCAACAUAUAUUAAGUGUUUUUGUAGCCUCUUUUGAAUAUUUGUUUUUUAUUUACGCAUGGAAGCAAGUAAUAUUUUUAAUUAGUUUUAAACCAUUAUAAGUAGGCUGUUUCUUUUCAGUUCCCUUGAAGUCCUCUUAAAAAUGACUAUUAUAUAACUUAAUAUGAAUAUGCACAUUCAAUAUACACAUUCAAACAUAAACAAAUAUUCAGUACUUUUGUUUGCCACUUUUAAAUAAUAAUAAUAAUAAAAACCUGUUUACAGACAGAAUUUAUGGUCAGAAUUGAAUGAAACACAAAUGCAUUUCCUGCAUGCUAUGUCAACUAAUUAACAAUAGCCUUUAUCAUCUUUAAUUUCCCUAAGUAAAUAUGCUUAAAAUCACAUUGUAAAGGCAAGUAGGAGGAGCAUGUAUAAACAGCUCGGGAGGCGUGGUUUUGGUUCACCUGUGUGAGGUGACAGUUCAAUUUACCUGCAACUCAAAAGAGUGAACUUUUUAAAGUGAACUAGGGCAGACAUCCUCUUUAUUGCACAACGCUCAGAGUAGUCUCGCUUGAUGUGUACUUUAGUCAGGUAAAGCUUACCUGGUAUCUCAAAUUUGAAGAGUUAUUUUUACCCUGAGGAUAAAAACUUUGGUGCACCUGUUUUUUCCUGAAGCCCUGAAAAGUUCACUAAAGGAAAAAGCUGGAAGACACUGGUGUGAAGUUGGAGACAUUUUCGUCUGGUGGCAUUUGGUGAUGUCAGGAUGUUAGGAGAGACGUCACUCAAAGCCAGUCACCAUGGAAACACCAGAGUUAGCCCCAGAGGAAGUGAAGACAGGGAAGAGAGGAGAACAUGUGUUGUUGAUAUGAACCCCCAAACCGGUUUUGAUUGGUACCUGCAAUCCCCAGUGUCCUGCUUCUCAGAGAGACACUUGCAACUACAGGAUGAUUUGAAUGUAUCUAAUGAGGGGUCAUCCAUUGGAGACUCAAGCCAAGAUAUUUCCUCCUCCCUUGAGAGCUGUGUUAAGUUGGAGAGAAGGUGGAUUCUGUGGUAUGAGUUAAUCAAAGAACAUUCCUGCUUGGACGACUGGCUUCAGUUGGCUGAGAAAAUAGCCGCAUCCCCUAACACAAGCCAUGUGCUGUAUGUUACAGCUAAAGAAGAGUUACAGAAGUAUGAGAGCCUUCGUGCUGAGGCCAGAAUACGUUUAACUCAGCUGGACAGCCUGACCCAGAGGAGCCAAAUUCUGGUUGGCCUGUUCAGAGGUGCUGUGGGUACAUGGCUUGUGGAAAUGACAAAGGACUGUGGACAGCGCUGGGACCAGCUCAGCAACACAGUGGACACUGUCUGCCGCAGGUUAAGGCACUUUGUGUGUCAGCGGGAGGAUUUUGAGGCACAGAGGGAAGAGAUGGCCGUGUGGCUGGCUGACAUGGACCUCAGGCUGACUGAAGUGGAGCACUUCUCUGGCAAAGACACCUGCUUUAAGAUGCACCAGCUUCAGGGAUUUCAGGAGGCAGUGGGAGAGAGUGCAGGCCGACUGAACAAUUUGCUCCAGCGUGGUGAAGAGCUGAUCCAGAGGAGCGAGCCAGCUGAUGCCCAGGCCAUCGAGAGCCAGCUGCAGGAUCUCCUGCUCCAUUGUACUCGUGUCUUUCAGGGCCUGGGCUGCCUGCACACACGCCUGCUUAGCAUGAGACUGGUUUUUGAGGAGGACUGGGGUGCUCCAGAUUCCGGCUGUCCUUCUGAGAGUGUGCUGGAGGAUGACUGUUUGGUAGACCAUGCCACGGGAACUCGGCCUCAGGCCUCUCUUCAUCAGAUCAGCCAAGACCACCUGGUUCUUGAGUGGGACCCUUCAGGGGACAUUGGUAGUUCCAUGUCCCAUGAUGAUGCAGAAUCUUCUUACUUCAGUGCAGCUGGUGUGUCAUGCACAGAGGAACUGGACAAACAUCCUUUAAGAAGGAGAGUCUACAUAAGUCCUGUGGAGUCAAUGCAUCCAGUCAAUGCUGCUAUCGGCAUCAAACAGACAGGCACAGAGAGGAGCUUAGAGCAUUCCGCCCCACCCCAGAUGCCAGUGCCAGUUGGCAGAGCUUGCAAGCCCCAGUAUCCUGGUCAAUUUAAGACCUCCACACCUGAAACCAGGCCUCUUGAGCCUGGGACUUUUGACCUGGAGCGCAUCAGUGCCUGGCUGGGUCAGUCGCACCAAAUUUGUUCUAAAGCCGUUCAGACAAAGCAUGUUCCACAGCCCUGCUCCAGUUUUUCAUCUUUGGCAUCCAGAGAGGUGGAGGAGGAGGGAGUUGAGUAUCAAGAGAAUGUGCUCCCCAAGAGGUGCCCCCACCAACAGCAAGCUCAGCACACGUGCUCCUACACUCGCCCAUCUAUGUCAUGUGACCUCCAGCAUUACACUUAUAAACGUCACCAAGACCCACAGAGGCUGCAGGAGAGACCUUGUUUCCAUGAUUCAUUGAAGGGCAACACCUGUACAAAGUCGUGUUGUGACACGUGUAAACCAAAGGCCUCAACUGGCAAUUCGUCUCAUAGUGGCCCCUGGCACUUUGGGCCCCUGAAGCUUUCUGAAAUGCGAAUGGCCUCGGCAGCACUGCUUGUCAUCUUGUGUGCCCUCCUGCUAGCUGUUGUGAUCUGGACCUUCAUAUCACAUGAUACCCCAUGCCAUUGGUCUAAUACCUUAACACGUUCCUUCCACCUGGCCCUACAUUACAAUGGACCCCCUCCCACCUGAUUAUUCAGGCUGCAGUACUGUAAAGAAAAAAAGUGUAUUUGUUAAACUCUUCUCUUUGCUUUUAGAUUAAAAAUGUCUUAAAGAGAUAGUUCCCCCAAAAAUGAACACAAUUCCAUAAUUUUCUCACCCCUGUGUUGUUCCAAACCUGUUUAAGUUAACUGUUUUUGUUGAACACAAAAGUUAGAAUGUUAGUCUCAUUUACCAUUCACUUUCAUUGCAUCUUUUCCAUACAGUGAAAGUGAAUGGUGACUGAGGCUGACAGACACGUUUGGAACAAUGUGAGGGUAAGUAAAUGAUCACAGAAUUAAACAUUUAUGGUGAACUAUUCCUAUACCUAAAAAUGGGGUUCAGGAGGAGCUAAAUCUGUUUGGCUGUUUUGUUGUGUUGGAUAAUAAUUAUACAAGGUUAUCCCUGGAUGCCGUGCACACGCCAUUAAAGGCCAAGCAUGUAAACCCAACAAAGUGCACUUAAUUCUGCUCUGACAAUAAUGUUUUUAUAAUGUUAGAAUGAAUAGUAUAAAUAGUAUAAAAUUAAAUUAUUUAAUGAGAGCUCAAGAAGCAUCACUAUUUGAAACUGCCUUGUCAAGCAUGUUUACUUGAGUUUUCUUUAAUUGUAUUCAAUUUAGCAAAAUUCAGCAAAAUUCAGGUUGUCUGACAUUUUGUACAGUUUAAAAGGAUUAUUUCACCCAAAAAAAGAAAAUUCUCUCAUUAUUAACUCACCCCUCAUGCCAUCACAGAUGUGUAUGACUUUUUCUCUUCUGCAGAACACAAAUUAAGAUUUUUAGAAGAAUAUUUAAUCAAUAAAUAAGUAGGUCAAUAAAAAGCAAGUGAAUGGUGGCCUGAACUUUGAAUCUCCAAAAAUCACAAAGUC